AUGCCCAUCUUGGCACCGACCGUCCCAGACCGUGUUCAAGCUGUUAAUCGGAUGAUUCUACGUCCUAGGAGGACCAAGAACGACAACAGCGUUGACACUGCUCCAAAGAUGUUCCAAGACAUUGUCUUCUCGAUCCCGGAGCUUGUUCACUUAAUCACCGACCACCUGGCAACACGCGAUCUCACGGCCCUCAUCCGUGUCAACCGUACCUGGAAUAGCAUUUGGACUCCUUAUCUCUACCAAAGUCUAUACUUUUCCCUAUAUCAAACCAACGUCUAUCUAAAGAUCAGCAAAUAUGGCGAGCAUGUCAAGACCCUCUGUCUCUCGUUUACAACAUGGGCCAGCACCCAGCACUUUCUCUACUUUACAAACAACCUGCAAUCGCUCACACUCCGAUCAAUGGACUUGUGCACUUCACAGCUCGAGCAGAUCACGGAGAUGGUGCCACAGAUUCGAACCUUGAAUAUCACCCUGAAACGAUCCUUACCGCAGCCGUUGGACUGUCAGAUGACUCCUGUAACGACUCUCAAGAGCCUGGAGGACUUUUCCUGGAACACCACUGCCAACCUCUGCAUUGACGAUAUUCUUUUGGUGCUCAGAGAUUGCCGUAAGCUCAAGUCGUUGGUCAUCAUAAUAGAGGAGCUCAAGGACGCCCGCAACGAGCAGGAGCCAGAAAAAGAGGAGGAGGAGCGCACUGGGUUGAUCAGGGUGGAUGACGAAGGUUGGAUGAACACAUCUCUUCGGUCAUUGACCUUGAGCACUGCGACAUGGGACUCUGAGGAUUCGAACACUAUGCAUCCUCACUUUCGUCGUCUUUUCCAGCACCUUCCCAGCCUCGAGUGCCUUAAAUUCAGAGGCAGGAGCAAUGUCAUCGCUCAGGCCUGGAGAGAUAUCGUCGAAGAUCGAGCCAUCCUGCAGGGAACCAUACCAGAGUCCCAUGCUACCACCAUCGGUCUCGACCAUUGCGUCGGAAGCAGCAUCAGGGACGACACUUCAGCGACGGAUGUGAUGGUGGCGGUGGCGGUGGCGCGUAAAGACCAGGCUCUCACACAACUGACACGUAUGCCUCGAUCAGUCCAUGUAUCGCCAGGAAUAUCACACAGACUGGUUACCUUUGAUAUUGAAGGGUGUAUGUUAUUCAACAGCACCAAUGCUUCUAUACUUCUGGAGAACUGCACGAUCUUGCGCAAAUUGAACUUGUUGGGCACGAUGGCGGGGACAAUCGAGCUCUUCAAGGGAAGUAAACCGUGGCCAUGCGCCAACGUGCUCGAGAACCUGUGUAUGGAUAUCCAACCGCUCGAGUAUCAACCUCUGCAGUAUGGAAGGCCCCGACAUCCGCUCAGGUUGUACACAUUUGGGGAAAUGCAGUCAAUUUGGGGACGGCUGUGUUCGUUCAAAUCCCUAGUUGGUCUAAAGCUCCGGGGCGAAGCAUUAACGCUUGAUAUGAGCCAGGGCCUUUCGUUUGCGCCAAACCUUCGGGUAGUGAGGCUAGAGUUUCAAAGCGUGGACAACAUCGAUACACUUCAAGAGGUAGCUCUCAAGUACGGCCAGGCUCUGUUCCCGAGCUGGAUUGUGUCGUCUUAUAUCACUUACUCCCCCUGGCCUCCAGCCGUCGCGGUUACAGCUGAUCUCGAUGAAAUGAGUUAUAUGCUCCAAUGGCCAAAAUGAGCCCUAGAUUGAGAAACCGUACUGCAUCCAUAUAAGUGGGCCAUCGAAUUGAGAAGUUCAAUCGGCCGAGCUUAAUAAAUCGAAGACUCGAUAGGGUACCUAAUCUAGCUUAGAACAGGAAUCAGACGAUCCUUUGCAACCCAGCUUAUUCUCU
Messenger RNA from Gamsiella multidivaricata, 1822 nucleotides. RefSeq lists its product as uncharacterized. The transcript has a single exon. NCBI's taxonomy places the organism in Eukaryota, Fungi, Mortierellomycota, Mortierellomycetes, Mortierellales, Mortierellaceae. The coding region runs from base 1 to 1668 and encodes 555 amino acids. The record is from RefSeq and is a predicted model, not a curated record.